Molecule: messenger RNA, 1857 nt
Organism: Branchiostoma floridae (Florida lancelet)
Lineage: Eukaryota; Metazoa; Chordata; Leptocardii; Amphioxiformes; Branchiostomatidae
Product: neudesin-like
Exons: 4
Coding region: 40-504 (154 amino acids)
Cellular component (GO): membrane; endomembrane system
Source: RefSeq, a predicted model, not a curated record
GAAUAGCGUGUAACAUUUUUGGAUGGAUAGGGUGCCAACAUGGCGGAAAAGAUAAACUUUGUGCUGGUUGUUUUAGCAGUUUUGUUGAGUUUUGUCUCCUCGGACGGGCCGACUGAGCCGCCUGACCCAGCUGCGGAGUUCUUGGAGACGCAGGGAGACAAGCCGUUCCGAAUUUUCACGAAGGAGGACAUUGCUAGAUACAAUGGGGAAGAUGAAAGUCAACCCAUCUACAUGGCUGUGAAGGGAGUUGUGUUUGACGUCACAUCAGGGAAAGACUUCUAUGGAAAAGGUGCAGGGUAUAACGCACUUGCAGGAAAGGAUGCUACCAGAGCUGUGGCCAAGUGGUCACUGGAGCCUGAGGACCUAAACUCUGACAUAUCUGACCUGUCAGAAGAGCAGCUGAAGUCGCUGGAGGAGGUGUACAAGGGAGUGUACCUGGCCAAGUACCCUGUGGUGGGCUACAUGUCCUACAGGGUCCUGGGGAAACCUCACGAUGAACUAUGAGAGCUACACUUACACAAAAAAGUGGACUCAUUCCUCAGUUAGCCUCUAUUGUACCACGGCCAUUCCUCAUUAAGACAUCUGGAGCCGCAUAGUUCCAGUUUAGAACUUUUAUUCAGCCUGCCAGAGCCUUAUUGAGCCUCUAGCCACUGAAGAAGUUUUACGCAUAGAAACCAGCUUGGCAAUGUUCUAAACUGGAACUGUGUGGCUCCAGAUGUCGUACUGAGGGAUGACUGCAGUGCGAUAAAUGUCGGUUAGCUGAGGAAUGAGUCCAAUGUAUUAUAUACAGGAGCAGCACUUCCAACAAAUCUUCAUUCCUGCAACAUCUAGAUACUAUUUUUUUCCUAUUUGCUUGAAAUAAGUUGAUUGACUCUGCUACUUAUCUGAAUUAAGUGAUUCUUUAUCAUGUAGUGAUCUUUAUUGAAAACUAGGGUCAGUUUAUGAUGUGACGCUUACAAAAGAUUUGAUAUACAUGUACUAUUAUGAUUUUAAUACCAUUACUCACUGGCCUAUAUCGCACGAUCAUCUGCGGGUAGCAAAAUUAUAUGUGACAUAUUUAGCCCAACAGAGAAUCAUUUUGUUCAAAAUAUUCUAUAAUGCUAACGUUAUAUUUCUUUAUUCCAAUAUUGUAGUACAUGUAUUUAUUCCUGUAGAUAGCUGUAACACAUGAUCAGGACAACAUGUUAAACAACUGUCAUGGUGACAGAUGUUGAUAAAUCGGUAUCCAUGGGUGAUGCUGGUCCAGCUCAGGUUUGCUCUUCCCACCACUUUCCUUGCUGUAUAGUCUGGUAUCCUAAUCUCGAACCAGAUCCAUGGUGCGUAAUGUAUAGUAUCAAACUUCCCGGUGCCCGUUUGACUCCCUUGGCCGGCUACACUCCUUGGCCAGCUUUGAUACUAUCUUAUGGCACCGUAGGAUCUGCUUGGAGAUUAUGGUAUCCUAGAAAUUUUUGGUAUGUGAAUAUUCAUGAUCACCUACAAUAUAGGCGAGUGUUCACUGCUCCAAGUGCUCAUAAGUGCAUGGUGAUGGGAUCAAACCAAUUCAGGAGAUGGAUUUAUCACAAUCAGCUGGGUACCAUCCUCCAUAGUAACCACUGGCUCAGUAUUUUUGGUUAGUAACCCCGUGGAUAUGAAUACCCAACAAAUCCAAGACCCAACAAAUCAAAUGGUAUUAUUCAAUGCAAAUGUUGACAGUACAUCUGUCAAAUCCUAUAACAUUCCAAUGUCUUCAUACAAUAAUUCUUGCAAAUCUACUUGAGAUGUGAAAUUUGCAAUAGCUGUGGAACAACAGAUGAUGUCCUAUGCAAUAUUUUUAGUAUUUUUAAAUUUUUGAAAUGAGAAACUCUAUGCAAACACAAA